AUGAGUGACCAAGAAGAGCAUCUCCUGGCUGCUACUAGCGCCGGAGCUACGAGAAGAAGGGAUGAUGACGAAUCGGACUCUCCCGAAGUAAGCUUGUUGAAGAGACGACUUCGUUAUGCCAACCAAAAUAUUGAGUUUUUGCAAGAUUCUCACAAGCAAACGAUUUCUGAGCUUCACAGCGAAGUUGAGCGCUUGAAAAUGCUCAAUAAAGAGCAGCAGUGGAGAUUAGUCCUUGCAGGACACUAUAAAUCGCUGCCAGACAUUGAUGUCGUCAGACAAUUCGAGAAUUUAUCAGUUCAAACUACCGAAGUACCACCACAGCAGGAUCCAGAGAGUAUCAUGAAGAUGAAACGAUUAGAAGAAACGAACGCCGAUUUGAAGACUGAAGUAGAAUUCCUCCGCCGCGCCAACGAACGAUUCAAAUCCGAGCUUCUACGCAGCUCAAAAACGAUGGAGCCAACAAAAAGGCCGGCGAAAUUAAUUAGAUCGCCGAGAUCCGCUAAUAGUGCCGGAUCGAUCGGCAGUAGAACUCGUUUUGGGGUUGGAAAGGCCUCCUCUUCUUCAGUCAAUCAAUUGCAGUCUGGUUUCGGAAAGGAACUGCGACUAGACCCCAGUGUCGAAAACAAAACCAUUCAUCUCCCAGCUCUGAAAGGUGUCAACCACUCAAUUAAACAUCAGAGGCGCUUGGAUGUCAUUAACGAUCGUCACUUCAACUAG
Oikopleura dioica is the source of this 717-nucleotide messenger RNA. NCBI's taxonomy places the organism in Eukaryota, Metazoa, Chordata, Appendicularia, Copelata, Oikopleuridae. The record is from the annotation of a GenBank genome assembly.